AAAGUUUGCGUUGUUGUGUAAGUUUAUGGCGGCCUUACUUUAUUCUGGAACGGAUCGACAUUCUCUGAAGAGAUUUGUUUAAAAGGCUUUUGCUUUUCCAUCUUUCCAAACACUCGUCACUCAAGUUGCUAGAGCUCAAUUACCUUUCCUUACCUCACCAGGCACAAUUUGACUCAAGAUGCGUACCUCUACUCUUGCGGCCGCAGCCGUCGCCGUCACUGGCGCAAUGGCGAAACCUCGUUACCUCAUGUACUUCGAUCAAUGGGACACGCAAAACUUGCCCGAUCGCUCCGUGACUGCGGGUGUCACCCAUGUCACCACAGCGUUUGCGGGAACGACCUUAUUCACUGAUGGCGAGCAGUAUGAGCCAUUCAUGCCAUUGGACCAGAUCCGUGCUCUCUUCGACGAGGGCACCAAGAUUUGCAUGGCUAUUGGCGGAUGGGGAGACACGGCUGGCUUCAGUGCUGGUGCGAAGACGAAGCAAACGCGUCAGACAUAUGCUAAGAAUGUCGCUGCUACGGUCAAGAGACUGGGCUACGACUGUGUUGACAUUGACUGGGAGUUCCCGGGUGGAAAUGGCCAGGACUACAUUCAGACUCCCAACUCGGAAAAGGUCUGGGAGAUUGAUGCCUUCCCGCUCUUCCUCCAGGAGAUUAAGAGUGCCGUUGGAGCAGAAAUUGAGCUCUCUAUUGCUGCUCCGGGACGAGUCGAGGACAUGAUCGGUUACACGCCCGAGAAUGUGGCCAAGAUUAACCACAUUGUCGACUUUGUCAACGUCAUGACCUACGACCUCAUGAUGCGUCGGAUGAACACAACCACUCACCACUCCGGUGUCGCCAACUCUCUCGCCUCCGUCACCACUUAUAUCGAACGUGGCCUCUCCCCCAGCAAGAUCAACCUCGGCUUCGCCUUUUACGCAAAGUAUUUCACCACUGCUCCCGGCGUCAACUGCACGACUCCCGUUGGCUGCCCAACCACCGUGCUCGAAGAUGCCGAAGGCAACGACACAGGCCUCUCCGGCGCCAUCACCUUUGAAACAUCAACUUAUGCCGGCGCUCUCGAGCACGCCGUCGCCAACGGUAUCGCGGACGAGGAACUGGGCGGACAGUGGUGGUGGGAUUCGGAGAAGGAAAUCUUCUGGACGUGGGAUACGGCGGAGUUUGCUGCUCGCAAGUUCAAGGAUAUCGUGGUGCCCAAGGGACUGGGUGGUGUUUUCGCGUGGGCUUUGGCGCAGGAUAGCUAUGAUUGGAGUCGAUUCAAGGCGAUGCAGGCUGGCGUCAAGGCCAUGCAGCCCAAGUUGGAUAUCGAGGUGGGCGUUACGAUCUAAUGGCAUAGAUUUUGGUCAGCGGAAUAUGGUAGACUAUACACUUAGUUAAUAGUAAUAAUCAGAGAGCAUAAUCGACAGCUCUCAACAAAACUUCAAACCGUCUCAAGUUUGUCUCGUCUCCAUUUCUCCUCUAAAGAAGCUCGUAUAGUACGGCAAGUUGGCCUAUCUGCUC
Molecule: messenger RNA, 1499 nt
Organism: Trichoderma harzianum CBS 226.95
Lineage: Eukaryota; Fungi; Ascomycota; Sordariomycetes; Hypocreales; Hypocreaceae
Product: glycoside hydrolase family 18 protein
Exons: 4
Coding region: 179-1327 (382 amino acids)
Biological process (GO): carbohydrate metabolic process; chitin catabolic process
Cellular component (GO): extracellular region
Molecular function (GO): chitin binding; chitinase activity
Source: RefSeq, a predicted model, not a curated record